AUGGAACUCAUCAACACAAUGGUGUCAAUCAUAACUUCGGCGCUAGGGAGAUAUUCUUUGGUAUGGCUUGCUGUCCUGUACACUAUAUUGGUGGUCAUCUAUCGAUUGUGGUUCCACCCCUUGGCCAAAUAUCCAGGCCCUUUCUUUGCUAAGGUAUCAGGACUCUACAUCCUGAUUGCGGCAAUACAAUGUCGAGACACGUAUACGCGCUAUGGGCUGCACCGCAAGUAUGGCAAAGUGGUUCGAGUCGGCCCCAACGAGCUUUGCUACGCAGAUAUCGACUCAAUCAAAGACAUCUACGGUCAAAGCGCGGAGCCGUGCCUCAAGACCUCAUUCUAUAAUGGUUUCACGUUGACCGGAGCACACUCGGUAUUCUCCACGACCAAGCGCUACGAGCAUGCCCGUAUGCGACGACUAAUGUCCAAUGGAUUAUCAGAGCGAGGAGUCCUUCGCUUUCAAGAUGAUAUCAUUACUGUGAUUGAGCAAUUUCUAUCCAUUCUACACGACAGGUCCAAGGCACGGCCAGGCGAUGAAACUCCACCCGUUGAGCUACACGAUCUGAGCCAUGAUCUGUACCGAGAUAUAAUCAGUCUGCUCGGUUUCGGAAAAUCGUUUGAAAUCCUUGCAACCGGCAAAAGGAAUCAGGGCGCCGAGGACAUUGACACAUAUUUCUCUAUUUGCCCACUAUUUGGCAACUUUCCACUUGGGCGAUAUCUUCCUUUUGGAAUCUUCAAGCAGGCCUAUCAAGCACAAUCGCGAAUUAUUGAAUUUUCCAAAGCCCGUAUCGAUGACUAUCGACGACGCAUUGCAGAGGAAGAGCAGAGGAAGGAGGGCUCUGGAAAGACAGGACGACAUAUCAACACGACAUCAAAUGGUCUGCUUCGUAAUAUGUUGGAAGCAAAGGACGAGGAGACAGGUUCAGCAUUCACUGAUGAAGAGCUGAUUGAAAACACAGUGAUUUUCAUAGUCGCUGGCAGCGACACCACGGCGACGACCUUGCUGUACGUGAUAUACGAACUGUGCAAGCGACCCAAGAUGCAGAAACGGCUUGAGGAUGAAAUUCGAGGGGCAUUCCCGGACACGUCAAUUUUCCCUGACUACGAGAUUGUCACGAAGCUACCUUACCUCAAUACCGUGGUCCAAGAGACGUUGAGACUAAGAGGUCCGAUACCGACAACAUCACCAAGGGGUUCCCCAGGAAAAACCAUUGGGGAUGACUUUGUUCCGGCCGGGGUAACGAUCAGCAACCUUCCAUACAGCACUCAUCGUGACCCAGAGGUGUUUCCUGACCCUUUGUCGUUUGAACCUGAUCGGUGGGAGGAACCAACGGCUGAGAUGAAGGUCAUGCAUCGACCCUUUAGUUCGGGACCUCGAAACUGCGUAGGGCUGCAUCUGGCGCGAGUCCAGCUGUACCUGACCAUUGCGGCUUUCUACCAACGAUUCGACGUUACGCUGGAUCCUUCUACUACGGAUGAAAUGAUGGUCAUGAGAGACCAGGGGUUGAUGUCUCCUAUCGGGAAGAAACUCUGGGUCCGUCUCAAGGCUCGUGGUGGGUAG
Molecule: messenger RNA, 1557 nt
Organism: Exophiala mesophila
Lineage: Eukaryota; Fungi; Ascomycota; Eurotiomycetes; Chaetothyriales; Herpotrichiellaceae
Exons: 2
Coding region: 1-1557 (518 amino acids)
Molecular function (GO): heme binding; monooxygenase activity; iron ion binding
Source: RefSeq, a predicted model, not a curated record